AGUUAUUGCAGUAGAGAGUGACAUUUAUUUUGUUUUACCAAAGUGUACACCAAAUUACAAAUCGACGGAAAUACGUCACUCUCUGCGGGUGUCAAGGGUCACGCUCGCGCUUUCUACUUCCUUUCCUGUUGUCGUCGGCCAUAGAGCACCAUCAAGAUGGGCAAGUUUAUGAAACCUGGCAAGGUGGUGAUGGUCCUGGCUGGACGUUAUGCCGGACGCAAGGCUGUGAUUGUCAAGAACAUUGAUGAUGGCACCGCAGACCGUCCUUACAGCCACGCUCUGGUCGCAGGCAUCGACCGUUAUCCUCGUAAAGUCACAGCCACCAUGGGCAAGAAGAAGGUUGCCAAGAGGUCCAAGAUCAAGGCUUUUGUCAAAGUGUUCAACUACAACCACCUCAUGCCAACCAGAUACUCUGUUGACAUUCCUCUGGACAAAACUGUUGUCAACAAGGAUGUUUUCAGGGAUCCUGCUCUGAAGCGUAAAGCCAGGAGAGAGGCCAAGGUUAAGUUUGAGGAGAGGUACAAGACAGGCAAGAACAAAUGGUUCUUCCAGAAGCUCCGAUUCUAAGCUUUCAUUGGUUUCGCAAAUAAAUCUGUAAAAAUCCCA
This is a messenger RNA of Megalobrama amblycephala (Wuchang bream), 606 nucleotides long. RefSeq names its product ribosomal protein L27 (gene rpl27). Gene Ontology annotation, biological process: translation. NCBI's taxonomy places the organism in Eukaryota, Metazoa, Chordata, Actinopteri, Cypriniformes, Xenocyprididae. Bases 157 to 567 code for a protein of 136 amino acids. The transcript has 5 exons. Gene Ontology annotation, cellular component: ribosome; cytosolic large ribosomal subunit. Gene Ontology annotation, molecular function: structural constituent of ribosome. The record is from RefSeq and is a predicted model, not a curated record.